Messenger RNA from Capsaspora owczarzaki ATCC 30864, 3199 nucleotides. RefSeq names its product DPP9 protein. The record is from RefSeq and is a predicted model, not a curated record. The transcript has 12 exons. NCBI's taxonomy places the organism in Eukaryota, Filasterea, Ministeriida, Capsasporidae. Gene Ontology annotation, molecular function: dipeptidyl-peptidase activity; serine-type peptidase activity. Bases 1 to 3045 code for a protein of 1014 amino acids. Gene Ontology annotation, biological process: proteolysis.
AUGCAACCGCCGAGCAUGUGGUCGAUGUACACCUCGCAGGUCAAGACGCUGCGCCAGCAGCACUUGAAUCUGCUCGUCAAUGUGCCGCACCACUUUGUCUUUGACGACACGUCGGUGCUGCUGAAUCCCGCGGACGGAAUCCUUCAAGCCCACGGUCAAUACAGCAGUCCAGAUCAAGAAGGCCAAGACCAGGACGAUUAUGACGACGGUGCGCACCACGACGAUGACUCUGCGUUCUGGGAUGCCCAAUCCUCUGAGAACGGGUCGAGCUCAGACAUCAGCUCCUGCCUUUCGUCUUCGGAUCAUCAUCACCUUCAUCAUCAUCAUGACGAUCUUCUCUCUGGUAGUAAUAGUAAUAGUGUCCAGACUGCUUCCCCGCCAAUCCCAAUGAACGACUGGCGAUCCGCGUCACAAAACGGCAGCGCGCUUUCAUCGCGCGCAAUCACUCCAUCCGUACGUAGUGCAGUUGACUCUCGUGCCAGUUCACCAAGUUGCUCAUUGCGAGCUGAAGACCGGCCUCCGCGAUUGUUGUUUCUUGGUGUUCCUCGGGGUUUCCGAGAGCAUACAAUCAUGUCCGUGUCCCCGUCUCACCGCCCGUCCGAAGCGCCCGCGCAUUGGCAACAAAUGUGCCUUUUCAGCGCUCGUUCUACUGGGCCAUCACUCAUCCUGGCAAGUGGACAAGGUGGCCGAUUGAACGGCUGCGACGACCAGUCUGCCCCAGCGCGGCUGUCUCGUGACGAGCAACUCAGUCGCGAGCGCAAGCGCCAAAACGCUCUCGGAAUUACCUCGUUCGAGUUUCACAGUCACAGCGGCCGCGUGCUUUUUCCAAAGGACUCGUCAAUCAACUAUUGUGAAUCUCGCAAUAAUUCGCAGGCUGUUUUUUAUGAGCUGCAGUCCCAGCACCCAAGUGUGAGGCUGGAUUGCAAAUUUUCUAGUAAUCCAAACUUGAUAUCGUUCGUUCGAGAUGGCGACGUGUGGAUUGCCCUUCUUGAAACAGGCAAAGAGCACCGCGUGACAUUUGCGCGUCAAGAUGCAGCCGACGACAUCGCCAGCCACACAAAGUCUGCCGGAUUGGCAGAAUUUAUCAUGCAAGAGGAAUUUAGCCGGUUUACGGGGUAUUGGUGGCAGCCGCAACCUGAUGCGGCACCCACAACCACGCCUGUCGUGCACCGAAUACUGUUCAUGGAGGUCGAUGAAGCGCCCGUCGAUCUCAUUCAUAUUGGCAACUCGGCCCAACACGCGGAUGAGGUUUUGAGAUAUCCACGCACCGGACAAGCCAAUGCCGUAUCAGAAGUGAAAAUUGUUGAAUUUACGAUUUCGAAUGGCCGGCUCGUUGGCGAACUCGUGACUCGCUCGCUGCCUUGCGCGCUUUCUCGGCUUUUCCCUUGGUUGGAAUACGUUGUGCGAUGCAGCUGGACUCCCGAUGGCGAAUGGAUUCAAUUACAGCUUUUGGACCGAGCUCAACAGUAUUUGGUUCUCGUCGUUCUUCCGUUGAGCGCGUUUGCGACGCCUUCUUUCUCGAUGCACGGAAGCGUCACGCUCGCGGAUCUUGGCGGAUUUGUUGUUUGCGAAGAGUCUUCGUCCCAUUGGGUGAACAUUCUAGACUGUUGUAUCUGGACGAAAUCGCCGUCAAGCCCUGAACCCUCUCUCAUUUGGUGCAGCGAACGGACUGGAUUCGCCCAUCUCGAUUUCAUCACAUGCACUCGCAACGCAAGCGGAAUUGUCACCAACAGCACUCGUGUACCAUUGACUCAAGGCCCUUGGAUUGUUGAGCCUGGGCGUGUCUGGUGUGACGCUGUACGCGGCCUUGUCUACUUUUUGGGGACACGCGAUACACCGCUCGAGCUUCACUUGUAUGCGCUCGAUGUUCCGCUCCUUCGCGAUGUCUAUUGCCCUGCAAGCCGCUCCAGUUUGCCAGUGUUUCAACCCGUUCGCUUGACCGCGCUGGGGUAUUCCCAUGCAAUCACGAUGAACUCGACAUGCCAGUGGUACACGGACACGUUCUCGUCCAUAUCCGCUCCACAUUGCACUGUUCUAGUGCAUCUGCGAGUUGCCGAAGCUUCAGAACUAGCAUCGGGAGCCGUUCUUGAAGGCGCACCCACCUGCAAGUCGGGUGUUGCCGCAGUCAUGCAACUAGCUUGCUUGCUGCUUUCAAACCGCGCGUCUGGUGCACUUGCAUCGCUGCAGGCGCCGACCUUGGCCGCCCACGUGCAUGCGACCCUCUUUGUAUCAACCGCGUAUCCUCACUUUUCCGCGCCAGAGCUGUUUCAGGUUGCCCAUCACGAUGGCUUUGCAAUCCACGGACUGCUGUUCAAGCCUCGGGCUGAGCGUGGUGUCGCGAGUACUCCUUGUCCAACGGUGCUUUAUGUGUAUGGUGGCCCAUCACUGCAGAUGGUCACGAACGAGUACCAAGCUAGUACGCAACUCCGCUUGCACGUGUUAGCAGCCAUGGGAUAUGCAGUUGUGAUGGUGGAUGGCCGCGGGUCGGCGCGACGGGGUGUCGAGUUUGAGACGCAUCUCCAUGGCCGGCUUGGGCAAGUUGAAAUGGCCGAUCAAAUCAUGGCCCUGCAGCAUGUUGCUCUGCAGUCUGGCUUGAUUGAUCUUGACCGAGUAGCAGUUUACGGCUGGUCGUACGGCGGGUACUUGGCACUGAUGGGCCUGGCUCAGCACGCUGACUUUUUCCGAGCGGCAAUUGCAGGCGCACCUGUCUCGUGCUGGCGGUCGUACGAUGCUGCGUACACUGAGCGGUAUCUCGGCCUUUUUGACGAAUCCUCCUCGAGCAUUUACAGCCAUGCGUCCGUCAUGAACUACAUUGACGGCUUUCCAGACGAAGAGGACCGUCUGUUGAUUCUCCAUGGUCUGAUUGACGAGAAUGUGCACUUUUCCAACACGGCUGCGCUGGUGGAUGCGCUCGUGUUUGCCGGCAAGCCGUACCGAUUGCAAGUGUACCCAAACGAGCGCCACGGCAUCCGCCAUUUGAGCUCCUCCGAUCACCUUGAAACGCUCCUGUUGACGUUUCUUGGUAAAGUGCUCGCCCGUCGAUGACAGUCCCUGCUUGGAGUUGGUUGUUGUUGUUCGAGCCGAGAGAGCGACGUGAGAUUCGGUGUUUUUUUUUUCCGUUCUUGUUCUUGUUUGUUUGCUGAAACCUGCUUUUGCCGCCUGGUUCGAUGUGAAAUCCGGUUUUUUUAUAGCUUUCUCA